UGCGCCUUUGCACAGUGAAGCGCGCGCACGAUAUCAAACGAGGAACUUUCGCCGCGUAUUUCCCAUCGCCGAAUGUGAAUUCCGCGCGCGACGACGUGCCGCCAGGAGUGCAUUUCAUUUAGUAACGGACGAUAGCGAUCGUUAAUUUCGGCGCGAUUAAAUCUCCAUCCGCGCGGCUGAUGUAUUUCAAUUUCCGUACGUUCCGCUUAGCAAAACGAGAGCGGCGAUUAGCAGCGAGAAGUUGUCGCCAAUUUUUUCGCGAGUCGCCGAAUAAAAUUUUCCUGAAAAACGACACGAAAGCGCUACUAGCGAACGACCAGUGCAACCAAACGCGUGUCGUCGAACUCCGCAGUCUCUCUCUCUCUCUCUCUCUCUCUCUCUCUCUCUCUCUCUCUCUCUCUCUCUCUCUCUCUGCGCUCGCCUCGCUGUGUUUUUCGUCGUCGAAUGUAAAUAACACGCGCGCGCGCGCGUGCACGCGAUCGACGCGCGUCGCGAACAACGAUCUCUCUAGUAAUGAGCGGUCCGUUACGCGAAGCGUUAAUUAACGCACAGAGUCGACAAUUAAUUAAUGACGCAUCAGAAAUUCCAUACUUUUGCAAAACAAUGAAAGGGGAUCCCGCGUACGGACUCGCGAGAAAUUGAGCGACGUCGCUCGAGUUCGUCAAGAAGCAACGGACAAAGCGGCGCUAAUGAAGCGAUGACCCACGAUCAUUCUCGGCCUGCGCAAACGUUCUCUCUCUCUCUCUCUCUCUCUCUCUCUCUCUCUCUCUCUCUCUCGGUACUCGUCACGUGUUCCGUGUCGUCGAAUGUAAAUCACGCGCGCGCGAUCGUAUGUCGGGAGUGUCGACCUAAUAACAGCCGAGCGUUGUGAAAUGCUAAGCGGCGCACACACGACGCGAUUAAUUACAUCUCGAUUUCCGCGCUCGUGUGAAGCGACAACGGGAGUCGCGAGGCGCGUAAUCGGCGCGAGCUUGUCGCGACGUCAUUGAUAUUCGUUGUUUGCCGAUAAUCGUAAGAUCGUUUCUCAAUAGUCAACGUACGUGUGAAGUAAAUGGACAAUCGCGCUGAUUAGUAUAACCGGUGCUAUCGACGAGGAAAUAAAUGGACGAUAAAGUGAUACGGAAAACACCGGCGCGACGAUGGAGCAGCUGAGCUGACAAACUUUGCGACCUCAUCACGAAGGCAGCUGAAGUUCCGGUGGCGUGUCGAAAGAUCCAGUUCGGGCCGAGUAGGGUCGGCUCUAAGGUUCUCGGCAAGAUUUCAUUGAAAUUUUUCACUGUGCGUCGCCGGGGAACGCUUCUGAGCGCGAUCAACAGAGAGAAAGCCCACAAGUCAAGUUGUAAGCCGAGGGCUACAUGGUGCAAGGGAUACGUUGCCUCCUGGAUACCGGGCGAUCUUCAGAAGUACGCAGCCAAGUGCCGGAUAUCGCGGUUCUGCCCGGAUGAUAUCGCCGCCGCCAGUGCGAUGCUCGUGGGACCAAGAUGCAAAGUGGACAGAAAGAUUCGAAGAGCAAUUCAAGCGCGACCCUGCCGAGCAUGGCCGCUUCGUACGGCGCACGAGCGGAGAUGCGAGAAACCAACCGCCUCGGGCAGAAGUCGAGCGAGAGUCAGACUCGAUUACCAGCGAAGAGACGUCGCGUUAGGAUGAGCGGCGCUGCCCGACGUCGUCGUAAGAAACAACGUGAGGCAAUGAAGGAGGCCGAACGGACAGCUUUCCUCGCCUUGUCUGCCAGCAUAAGCGGCGGGCUCGCUACAGCGGCGAGGAAUGUCUCGACGGCUGGCCCGUCGUUGAAAUACGCCAGGAACCGGGAAAUGGACGAAUACUCGCCCGAUGCACCCCCGGUCAAGAGGUUGAAGAUUGAUGAUGAGAAACCUCACGACCAGGCAACGUCCGAUCUCCGCGAGAUAGCCGUCGUGCCGGUCGACUACCCUGAUAAGAAGUUGGAUGCCAAUGAGGUAGCUUUAAUCAGGAGACUGAUCAAAUUGCGGAUCCUUGGUCUAGCUAAUGGUACGAAGACUCCUACGUUUAAGGCCGCUUGGGAAUGGGAAGGUACGCUGAUAUUCGGCUGCAACGACGAGCACACGAGAGACUGGCUGAAGAGCUUCAUGUCGGAGAUUAUUGUUAAGGAGAAGGUGCCAGUGCGCGCGUUACCGGCAGACGAGCUAUUCGGACGUCACCACGUCGUCGUGCACGUGGAGGACCCCGAAAUGUCUGUGAAGGAGAGUCUGGAGUUUCUCCACAGACAGAACAAGGAGCUGCUUGUCAACGAGUGGGUCAUCGCGUGUAGGAAGAGCAGGGACGCCGUGCGCUCUCAUUUCUCCGCCCUGGUCAGCGGGCGCUCGCUGAAGGUCUUGGAGGGUCUCAGCUUUAAGCCCUUCUGCGGAUUGAGUCAGGUCACGGUGAAGUUGCUCAAAAAAGAACGCAUGAAGGAGGACCCCGGUUACGUUGCCGAAUCUUGAAGCUUGGCUCGUAAAUCCCGAAUUUGGAAUUCUGGAUCUCCAAUCCUAGAGUGCGCCAGCUUGACCUCCAGCUUGACUGCUGCUGCUACUUCGUUCGGCCUCUCGAGCGCGGCUUGGUCUCUUAUCGAAGUCAGGAAUAUGCGAGGAAUUUUCGGCAAUUUCCGCUAAUGCCUCGAGAGUCGAAACUCGACCGCUGCCCUUCGACUUCGCCCCGCCCGCAUUUUUAGGCAACCACGAUAAUAUUUAGCCGACGCCACGGUAGUCGUCAGAUCAGGUCACUGUCUCUUCGCCUUCGCUUACUUUCCGCGCACGUCCACUUGUGUAGACUCCUCCUCCCCGGCAGCGGAGCAAUCGCCUUCAAAAAAGGGCGCGCUAAAGAUUAUCGUUCAUUCCGUGACCAUCCAUAAAAACUGUCACACCAGAGAUAGGAAAAUCCGUAAUCCAGUCAAUGAGAGACUAUCAAUUUCCCCGAAGCCAUCCAGUCGCUCCUUAAGAUUCUACAGCGGGACGCGCUCGCCGUCGUCAUAUCCACCUACCGACGCUCCCUUCGUCCCCCGCCGGCGACCCCGCGCGCCGAGGGGGGAGAGUACAACUCUAUUAAACUUUCAAAACUCCGCGCGGGUGUCGCGCACAAUGGCGCGAAGGAACGCGUCGGCUGUGUCAGCAGGCCACGAAGAAUCGCUUCUCUCCCGCCGCCCGUUCCGACCGAACUGUCACAUACUUUCCGUAUGGGAUAAGCUUCAAAAAUAGCGAGGAACUAUCCCGCGACAGCAAAAUAGGGGGAGAAGAGAUCCGACGCUGGAGAGAGACGGCCGGGGCCAGGGCAGGGGUAGGAAAUGGGAACGACAAGCGGGAAGAGAAAAGACCCGAAGACAGUCCCGGAUACCAAGGGACCGCUCUCUCGCACGUGUGAGAGCGUCAGAACGCGCGUGUAUUUAUCGACGCCGCGUCCGGCGCGCCGCGGUGUGUCGGUGUGUGCGCGUGUGUGUAUGCAUGCGGUUCUCUCUCUCUCUCUCUCUCCCUCCUCCUCUCUUCACGGUCGUUGCGACGUCUCGCGGAACGCGUGCGCGCGCGCACACACACACCGACACAACCCCGCGCCAUACAAUGAGAGGGUCGUGCGUCUCAGCCCUUAGCGAAGGGUUGCGCCGAUGCAGGGCUUGCGCGAUUUUAUCUCCGGCAUUCUUCUGCCAAAGGGGUCCGCGCCACGACGGCAGAUCUACCUACGUGGCGCGGUUUUUGUGUUUUCCUCUUCGCGCAUGUGUGUGUGUAUGUGUGUGUGUUCGCGAUGCAUGUACGCCGCGCGCACAAUGGCGAUUCAGCGUCGUCCCACGGCCUGCCUUUUAAACAAGCCGGGGAAAUCUUGAGACGUACCCUCCUCUCUGUGUACGCGUGUGUGUGUGUGUGUGUGUGUGUACGUCGAGUAUGCGUGCGCGACAACGUUGGCAAGUUAAGCCCUAAUCCCAACCUUCCUCCUUGUCCUUUUCUUCAGCCUAUUUUUCUUACUCGCCGCGCCUCCCCCUGUCCCGCGGACUAUUAACCGCCCUUUUCAAUUCCGCCGGCGACAUCCUCCUCACGGCGGCACAAAUAUCGCGGCGGCCCGAACGGAUCAACGAUUAGAUCUCAUCUGAUUAGUUCAUGGCAGUAUAUUGAAGGCUUAAGGGAUGUACGCGCCUUCGUUUCUCUCUUCCUCCUCCUCCUCCUCCUCCUCCUCCGCCAGCCGUCCUGGUUCGUCCGUCGCGCCAGCGGCGGCCAGCUGAUGAAGCUGAUGGAGAUAACUGGCCAGGUAGCGAGUGUGUUUAUUGUCCCGAGCGACGAGCGUCGUCGAGCGAAACCGAUGCUCCGAUACGUCUGCGACCGCGCCUUUUUAAUCGCUUGGACGUGAAUCGCGAGGACCGCUGCGAAGUUACAAGGCGCGCGUCAGGCAUCCCCUUUAAUCCCGAAAGAAUACUCUUCACGACGACGGGUUCUUCAUUGUCGGCAGGUAUACCCGGAGAAAUCAGCCCGUCAGGGUCCCUGCGACGGACUGACGUGUUCUACCGCUCGUCGCUAGGAGCAUACGUUUCAUUUGUAAUGCAGUGUAAACGCCCGCAGUACCAAAGAGCAUUCUUCCUUAUCUCCGUGUCAGCUCCGUGACCUUACCGUGCCCUGCGCUGUAAAAGUGUCGGUCGCAACGACCCGGAUCGAAUUGACGGAUAGAACUGCCGACAAUUAACGAUCUACUUGUAGGGCAAACUCGGACAAGAUGACCGUGAUGAAGUACUCACAAUAUUGUUCUUUCGAAUGGUGCGUGUGCGCAUAAACCAGUGAGAACACCAAUCAUCUUUGAGAAUGAAUUACAAAAAACGUAGGAUUUAACAGUCAUCGGAGAAACUGCAACUUGUGGCCAUCUUUCCCGUAUAAUCCGAGAUUACCCUAUGAGAGCGAUCGAAAUUUAAUUAUUUAUUAUUUAUUAAUAAUAUAUGGGUCUGACCCCUUUGGUGUACAGUAAUUUAGAUAAUAAUAUUGCGAAUAAGAUUCUCAGAAUAAAAAGGAGGAAAAGGUUAAAAAAAAAAGAGAAAUGACAAAUUUUCGAAGGAGACGAAUGAUGAAAAGGGACAAUGAAGAAAGAUGAUUACUCAUUGUGUCGCGUUAGUUUCAGCAUUAAUUAGAAAUAUAAUGUCAUAAAUUUUCAUAAGUUUUCGAAGAAAGCACAAAUGGUUGCUUGUGACCUUUUUGCUGGUUCUGCUGUGUUAUGGGAGUUUCAUUUCGGAGUUGCUUACGGCCAAUUAAGUGUUCUGGUUCUCUCGGAGAAAUUCGGGUGUUUCUUUGGCUUUUAUAUAUUUGCGUAAAACAAGCUCAAGAUCUAGUUCGACGAGGCUGACCAUAAGAGGUCGACUCGAUGCAUCCUCGGCUGUGUUUGUCAUGUAAUUUACCGAAUGUUCAAUCAAGAAAUAAAUUUGUAUGUAUAUAUUGUAUAUGACUGUAUUAUACUCGUAUUGUGCAGUUGAAUCGAUUGUUGGUAGUUGAAAAUACAUUUAUAU
Molecule: messenger RNA, 5482 nt
Organism: Harpegnathos saltator (Jerdon's jumping ant)
Lineage: Eukaryota; Metazoa; Arthropoda; Insecta; Hymenoptera; Formicidae
Exons: 3
Coding region: 1482-2459 (325 amino acids)
Source: RefSeq, a predicted model, not a curated record